Molecule: messenger RNA, 507 nt
Organism: Triticum turgidum subsp. durum (durum wheat)
Lineage: Eukaryota; Viridiplantae; Streptophyta; Magnoliopsida; Poales; Poaceae
Source: the annotation of a GenBank genome assembly
AUGGCCGCUACGCGCCAGGCAUGCCCUGCAGAGGCGGUUGCGAGGGACCCGGCUCAGGACAAUGAUGGUGGGACUCUUCCUACGAGGCUGGAGGAGAUGAACGUGGAGAACGCGGUGGUGGCUCUCACCGACAGCAGCUGGUUGGAGGACUGCCAGAUGGGAUUUUCUUUCAUGGGCCAGCUUCAGCUGAUGCAUCUUAUCCAGGCCAUCGGCACAAUACCUAGGGAUGCGGAGAGCUUGGAUGUGUUCACCUGGCCUUGUUCCAACUCGGGCUCAUACUCUGCCAGAUCGACUUAUGCCAGACUUUGCGUGGAUCGGAGGGGGUUUGACUCCACUUUCAUCGCGAUGAUCUGGACGCUAUGGAAACACCGGAAUGCAUGGGUCUUCAAUAGGUUAGAGCAACAAUGUACCCCAACAGAGCUUGUGUUGAUGUUGCUAGAUGAGGUUGCCGAGUGGAAGGCAGCCGGGUUGGGUGUAGGAGGACUCCAACGAUUUGUGAGGAGUUAG